AUGGCUACGCUAGAUUCCAAACCCUUCCCUGUGCCUAACAGCACCCUCUCCUUUUGGAGAACGCAGCCCCAUGAUCUUGACAGUCACCGUUCUACGGAGGAGCUUCCUGCCGAAUGUGACAUUGUGAUCAUCGGAGCCGGGUACGCCGGCGCCUCCGUCGCCUAUUAUCUCCUGGAGGAUAACCCCUCUCCGCCAUCAAUUGUGAUCCUCGAAGCCAGACAGGCGUGUUCGGGGGCAACUGGGCGAAAUGUCCGUUUGAACGACGCAGGCGGGCACUUGAAACCGAGUCCGUACCAAGUUAUCAUCAACAAUGCCCCAAAAUACGGCCUUGAAGCAGCGGUGGAGUUGGCCAGGUUUGAAACGGCCCAUAUCCCUGCCAUGAAACAGCUCGUCGAGAAAGAGAAUAUUGAUUGCGACUUCCAUAUCACUCGCGCGGUGGACGUUCUUCUGGACGAGAGUCACUGCCAGAAGGUGAAACAAGGUUAUGAUGAACUAGUGAAAGCCGGCGUUUCCACUCUCCUGGAUGUGGAUUUCACUGCUUGUCAUGUAUGGCCGUAUAAGCUCGUGCUUCAUCUCCUGAAAAUUGCCGUUUCCCGGGGCGUCAAUUUGCAGACGCACACACCCGUCUCUGAGGUGUCAGCAACGCCCGAUGCCUCGACGGGACGUUGGACUGUCGUCACCCAGUCUCGGGGCUCGAUCCGGGCCAAGAAGGUGGUAUACGCGACAAAUGCCUACACCGCAGCGCUCGCUCCACAGUAUGCGGGCAAGAUUGUCCCCGUUCGUGGAAUCUGCAGCCGGAUCGUCACCCCGAAGGACAAGCCAGCGCCACAUCUUCCUAAUACGUACAGCCUGCGUUGGAGCGCUGCGCUGUACGACUACCUGAUUCCUCGCCCUGACGGCAGCAUUAUCGUCGGAGGAGCGAGAAAGGACUAUCUCUCCGAUCCGAAGAAUUGGUAUAACAAUUUCGAUGAUUCGCAGCUCAUAGAUUCUGCGAAGCACUACUUUGACGGCUACAUGCAGCGGCAUUUCCGAGGCUGGGAGGACAGCGGAGCAUACACGGAUCGAGUGUGGACUGGAGUGAUGGGCUAUUGCAGUGACUACCUGCCGCACGUUGGCCCUAUACCAGGCAAGCCGGGACAGCUGAUUAUCGCCGGCUUCUCGGGCCAUGGGAUGCCACAAAUCCUCCUUUCUGCCAAGGGAAUCGCUAAGAUGAUUCUAGAGGAUGUCCCUUUUGAGGAGACGGGGAUCCCACGAUUGUACCGGACGACGCAGGAGAGACUGGAUAGUACGGAAGAGAAAAUACUCUCGACUGCUGGAAUUAGCACUGCAAGGGCAAAUUAUUUAAUAUUAUCUCCGAACUUUAAUUGCUUCCUCCGCAGUGGCCCCACCACGGCGAUGUCAUCCGCAGGUCUGUCGGCCGUCCUGCCCGACUUCACCCUCUGGCCCAUUUGUCCCUGUCAACAGGCUCCUUUCCUCAUUGAACUGCAGCCUCUACCUCUCUCUUCCUUUCGCUCCUGGUCCUGCGCUCUCUUGCCGCGGCUACUGACCUUCUUCCCGCUCGUCAUCCUCCGAAUUCGGUUCAUGCCUGUUCGCCCCUCGACCCUGCCAUUGAGGUUCAAGUUAUUACCGCUCAAUCGGACUAGUCUCUUCUCUGGAGGGAUUUACAGAAGGUUAAUUCGCCUGAUUACUAUGACGGCAGACAAGCAAGGUCCAAGUAGCUCCUCCAACCAUCCAAAGAGGCUGGUCUUCGCCCCCGGCGACAUCCAAGGACCCGAUGCCGAGGGUGCGAAGGCAGCGACUUCUCGCCUUGCGGAGGAGAUAUCUCGCUCUGACACAUCGACGCCCACUUCGGCCACCCAACAGGAACUUCUGUCUCAUCCUGCUCGCGCGCACCAGUUUGUAAUCAAUCCGCCGCUCACAAUCUCGCAACUACAUCCUACCAACCCUCUCCAUCAGUUCCACUCGUGGUUCAAAGAUCCGCGUCUUUCUCCCUCCUCAGCGCCGGAGACAUGUACCCUAGCAACGGCGUCUCUACCCUCUGGUCGCGUGAGUGCUCGCGUGGUCUAUCUCAAAGAGCUGGACGAGAGAGGGUGGGUCGUCUACAGCAAUUGGGGCAGCCGGGAGGGAAAAGGUGGCCAGGUGUUUGGGAGAGGGGCCAACCAGCUUGGACCAGAUGGUAUCAGUGCGGCGGCUGCACAAGGGCUACAGGAUCAACCGUUCGACCAGGGCAACAAAUGGGCAGCACUGACCUUUUUCUGGCCCACGGUGGAGCGCCAAUGCUCUGGACGGCGGAGCCCGGGACGCUGCCUCUACGACGGAAGAGCGAGGCCGCAGCUGGGGGCAAAGGGCACAGAGCGCGCAGAUAUCGAAGACGGACGCGCUGUGCUGGAGCAGCGCGUCAAAGAGAUAGAAGAGCGAUUCGCAGACAAGGAGGAGAUCCCUCUGCCGCCUUUCUGGGGCGGCGUGCGCAUUGUCCCCGAGUCAGUCGAGUUCUGGCAGGGCCGACAGAGUCGACUGCAUGACCGAUUCCGCUACGUGCGGGUCGAGACAGGAGGACAGUCCAACGCCGAGGCGCAGGAAGGCGAAUCUUUCAAGUGGCGGAUAGAGCGGUUGUCUCCAUAG
Rasamsonia emersonii CBS 393.64 is the source of this 2622-nucleotide messenger RNA. RefSeq lists its product as uncharacterized. Gene Ontology annotation, molecular function: oxidoreductase activity, acting on the CH-NH2 group of donors. Lineage: Eukaryota; Fungi; Ascomycota; Eurotiomycetes; Eurotiales; Trichocomaceae. Gene Ontology annotation, cellular component: cytoplasm. The transcript has 8 exons. The coding region runs from base 1 to 2622 and encodes 873 amino acids. The record is from RefSeq and is a predicted model, not a curated record.